Messenger RNA from Platichthys flesus (European flounder), 4388 nucleotides. RefSeq names its product sema domain, immunoglobulin domain (Ig), short basic domain, secreted, (semaphorin) 3C (gene sema3c). The record is from RefSeq and is a predicted model, not a curated record. Gene Ontology annotation, molecular function: semaphorin receptor binding; chemorepellent activity. The transcript has 18 exons. Gene Ontology annotation, biological process: negative regulation of axon extension involved in axon guidance; positive regulation of cell migration; negative chemotaxis. Lineage: Eukaryota; Metazoa; Chordata; Actinopteri; Pleuronectiformes; Pleuronectidae. The coding region runs from base 212 to 2524 and encodes 770 amino acids.
UCUCUCAGUCAAGCCUGCUGUGGGAGCUCUUAGAUGGAAUAGCUGCAUUUUUCUUCUGUGGUGUCACUGGAGGAGACUGGAAACAAGGUGGUUGUGAACAGAAGGGAUAAAUAAGGACCCGGGUCUGGUGUGAUACCUGGUUUUUCUUCACAUCUGAUCCACACUGGAAGGCAGCGGUGAGCGGUCGUGGUUCCCGAGCGGCGGCACAGUCAUGGGCGGGCCAGAGGUGAAGCCCGGGCCACCUCUGGUGUCAGCUGUGGUUCUCUCCCUCCUGGCUCUCUCUCUCCUCCCCACCGAGGUCUCCUGCCUCCCUCAGCCUCUGCCCAGAGUCUUCCUCACAUUCGAAGACCUGCAGGCCUCGCAGUCCUUUGAACACUACAGCAUAUCGGACAAGGCCAUGGACUACCGGAUCCUGCAGAUGGACGAGGACCAGGACAGGAUGUACGUGGGCUGCAAGGACCACGUCCUCUCCAUGGACAUCAACAACAUCACCCAUGGCUCCCUCAAGGUGUUCUGGCCGGCGUCCACCAGCAAGAUAGAGGAGUGUCAAAUGGCAGGAAAAGACCCAACGCACGGCUGUGGGAACUUCAUCCGAGUGGUGCAACCGUACAACAGAACCCAUCUGUUCAUGUGCGGCAGCGGAGCGUACAGUCCGGUCUGCGUCUUCAUCAACAGGGGACGGAGACCAGAGGAACAAGUCUUUCACAUCGACUCCAGGACCGAAUCUGGAAAGGGGAGGUGCUCCUUCAACCCUCAAGUGAACACGGUGUCCGUCAUGCUCAACCAGGAGCUGUUCUCAGGCAUGUACAUUGACUUCAUGGGGACUGAUGCUGCCAUCUUCAGGAGCCUGACCAGUCGGAAUGCAGUGCGGACAGACCAGCACAACUCCAAGUGGCUGAGUGAGCCCAUCUUCAUCGACGCCCACCUGAUCCCGGACGGCACCGACCCCAACGACGCCAAACUCUACUUCUUCUUCCGCGAGAGGCUGACGGAUAACAACGGAAACACCAAGAACAUCCACACCAUGGUGGCCAGAGUGUGUCCGAGCGACAUCGGAGGGCAGCGGAGUCUGGUGAACAAAUGGACGACGUUCCUCAAGGCCCGGAUGGUGUGCUCGGUCCUGGAGGAGGACGGCACCGAGACCCACUUCGAUGAGCUCGAGAACGUGUUUUUGCUGGAAAGCGAUCAGCCCAAGAGCCUGCUGGUGUUCGGGGUCUUCACGUCCACGAGCUCCGUGUUCAAAGGCUCGGCAGUGUGUGUGUACAACAUGGCCGACAUCCUCACCGUCUUCAACGGGCCCUUCGCCCACAGAGAGGGGCCCAACUUCCAGUGGGUGGCGUUCCAGGGACGCAUCCCCUACCCCCGGCCUGGAACUUGCCCCGGCGGAGCCUUCACACCCGACAUUCACACAACCAAGGAGUUCCCGGACGACGUGGUGACCUUCGUGCGAAACCAUCCGGUUAUGUUCAACGCCAUCUACCCGGUGGGGAGGAGACCCCUGGUGGUUCGCACCAACGCCGACUACAAGUACACGUCCGUGGCCGUGGACCAGGUUAUGGCGGCCGACGGCAACUACCACGUUCUCUUCCUGGGCACAGACAAAGGGACGGUACAGAAGGUGAUCGUGCUGCCCAGUAACCAAUCCCUGCACGAAGACCUGAUCCUGGAGGAGCUGGAAGUGUUUAAGAACCAAGCUCCUGUGACCAACUUGAGAAUCUCCUCUAAGAAACAACAGCUGUACGUCAGCUCGGAGUUCGGGGUCUCCCAGGUCUCCCUGCACCGGUGUCCCGCUUACGGCUCGGCCUGCGCUGACUGCUGCCUCGCCAGAGAUCCCUACUGCGCCUGGGACGGACUCAGCUGCUCACGCUUCUAUCCCACCAGCAAAAGGAGGAGCAGAAGACAGGAUAUUAUUCAUGGAAAUCCACUCACUCAAUGCAGAGGAUUCAAUCUGAAAGCCUACAGAAACGCAGUGGAGCUGACGCAAUACGGCGUGAAGAACAACACCACCUUCCUCGAGUGUCUCCCCAAGUCUCCCCAGGCCUCGAUCCGGUGGCUUAUCCAGAGGGACAACGACCGGAGGAAAGAGGUGAAGCUGAGCGACCGCGUCCUCUCCACGGAUCACGGCCUCCUGAUCCGCUCCAUCCAGCUGUCGGACCAGGGCCUCUACUUCUGCCUGACCACCGAGAACGGCUUCAAGCGCACCGUCGCCAAGAUCCGCCUGCGGGUGCUGAGCGAGGCCAUGGUGAGCGUUCUGACAGACAAGCAGCGGUCCCCGUGGGCGUGGGCCACCGCCCUGCACCCCAAGGUCCUGCUGUCGGCCUUCAGUCCUGCAGAGAGCCUGGCUGUGCAGCAGUACUGCAAGGAGAGGAGGGAGCUCCAGAGCCUGCAGCAGAGGCAGCAGCAGCAGCAGCAGCAGCAGCAGCCUCAGCCGCCCGGGCCUCUCCGGGGGGACCUGGCCAAACUGAAGCCCCUGCUGGACCGCAGGAAGAGCCGCAACCGGCGGAACCACGUCCCGGACGUCUGACACCCGGAGCCGGCAGCUACACAGACUGACAGUGGAACCUCUCCUCCAAUCCUGUAUCACACCAGGCGGUUUACAAAAUCCCCAUUUGCCAACGCUCAUCUCAAACUGCAGAGCGGCACUGCGGAUGGACGGUCGGACGAGGAGGUGGGUGUGGGGAGCUCUCAUUGGACGGUAUCUCCGGCUGUUGCUCAAGGUGGCGGAGGAAACACACCUCCACACACGCACAGGCACACGCCACCAAUAAACUCUGCUAUUUAAGGCUGAUAUUUCUUGUGAUAAUGCAACUUGAGACACAACAAUGGUCAGUGAUCUUGACAAAUAUCGUACAUUCAGGAGGGGGAAUCAGAAUCCGCCGAUUAUUAGGGAGGAUAUUGAAAAAGGGACAAAAGUGAGACAGAUGCAUGUUGGACAGUGAGCUGUCUUUGUCUUUACAGUAGCGUUGUACUAGAUUCUACUCACAUUUGAAUGUUUUGAACUGACAAAAUUCUCUAUUCAGCGAAAACCUUGGGGCUGUGUGAUUGUGUAGAGAGCUUAAAUAACACUCAUGUGACAAGAAUACAAACAGUACAAGUCAAGAAUAUAUCAGUUUAAAUCAUAGCCUGUGAAUAAAGAUGGAGGACGUGUCUCUAAUUCCUCUCGUUGUCAAAUUCUAAAUUUAUUUUAAUUCAGUCCCAUCUGCAAACAUGUGAGAGGCCACUAGGGGGCGAUCAAAAAACCAUUUGGCUUCACUUUUGGCGGAGCUGCCACGUUGUCCAUCUUUAUAUACACACUAUGGUACAAAGACCAAAACAGAAAUGGUGGCUAGAUUGUAUGACAUACAGUGUGAGUGGCUGCACACGUCUCACACGAUCCGUCCUGUAAUGUAAAAACGUACAUUUACGAGAAUGUGCCUCGAUGUAAUUCGGCUGCGUAAUGUAUUUGUAUCGUACUUUCUCUUUUUCCAGCAUGUUUAUAGAAAUUCAACCAUAAUGUUGAAGUCUUACAAAGGGAUAGUCAGACAUUUCGGGGGAAUACGCUUAUUUCUUCGCACAGAGUUAGAUGUUAAGUUUCUCGGUUAAAUCCGCCUACUAGCAAACAACGCUUUGAGGUUUAACUCUUGAUUGAAGUGAAUACUGCGAUAUACCAGACUGGAAAUGGCCGAACCCACCGCAUAACUCCCAUGAAACCACUUCUUCUGUUUUUUGUGUGAGAGUUCAGCUCAGUCUUAAUGCUAAGCUAACGUGCUAGCAGCUGUAGCUUUAUACCAUACACACAAGAAAGUGUAUUUCCCCCAAAUGUAAAAUUAUUGCUUCAAUCCUUGCCUGGAUUAGAUUUAAUCAUUUAAGAGGUUUGCACAUUUUUUUUGUUUUAGCCUUCAGGUAAAUAAUGUUACACCCGUUAAUAAAGUGAACAAUGACAGUUUCCUUCUUUGGAUCCACGUUUUCUCCCGACUGCAGCAAAGUGGACGUAGGUUUAAUUCAGAAGUAGUAAUUGUCAGUGAGAUUGACAGUUUGACAUAUGUGAAUACACCUUUUAGGAGCGUAGCUAAUGUACAGUAGAUGAAUGGUCGCUUGUGUACAGAGUUUUUUUUUUGUUUGUUUUGUUUCACUCAUCCUGUUAAUUUAAUGUGCUGUGAAAAUCUUUGCUUUCACCGUGUAUAUAAAUCCAACAUGUUUUCGCCCACUAACUCUGACUGUAUCUGCAAAUUGUGGAGAAAUACAACAUUGUUUUCAUUCUGAGAAAAGACUUUCACUCCAGUUGUGCCGUCCCUCGUUCAGAUCUCUGCUCCGCCACCGACAUGUCAACUUCCGCUCAGUGUAAUGUCCGUGUUAUGUGUUUCUAUUUAUUAAUGUCCUGAUAGCCUGAAUAAACAUGUUCAAAUUAA